AUGCGUCCCGGUCGCUUCGAUCGACACAUCGCCGUCUCGAACCCCGACGUUUCGGGUCGACGACAGAUUUUCAAGGUCCACCUCAAGAAUCUCGUGCUCGAGACGCCUGCAGAGGGCAAGGAGGCGCAGGACACUUCGCCACUCGAGGAGGGUCACGUUGAGCACUCGUCGGGCAACUCCCCCAGCCCGAUCUUGACCGCUUUGGGCUCCAACAUCCAGUGGUCGCACUCGACCUCGAUCGACCUCGCUUCAGCCGCCCCGACGCUUUCUGGUACACCGUCUCGAUCGCCCAAAAAAUCUUCCACCUCGGCGACCAAGAAGGCCUCCCCCGCUAGCAGCGCGGCCUCGAACCCGAACGCGAAGCCGACGAAGGAGGGCUCUAACUUCCAGUCGAUGUACACCUUCAAGGACGACGCCGAUGACAACACGGCCCAAUCACGACUCGCUCGCAAGCUCGCCGCUCUCACCCCUGGCUUCUCGGGUGCCGACAUCGCCAAUGUGUGCAACGAAGCCGCGCUCGUCGCGGCCCGACUCGGCGCCGACUUUGUGACCGAGCAGCACUUUGAGAUGGCGAUCGAGCGAGUCAUUGCCGGCAUGGAACGCAAGUCGAGGGUGCUCAGUCCGGAGGAGAAGGAGACGGUCGCUUACCACGAGGCUGGUCACGCCGUUUGCGGAUGGUUUUUGGAGUACGCCGAUCCGUUGCUUAAGGUCAGUUCAAACACCGAGCGAGGUCAUUGAAAGUAUCUCGAUUUCAGUGGCUGACCUCCCGCCCUUCUCCUUGGCAGGUCUCCAUCGUUCCCCGAGGUGUUGGCGCUCUUGGUUACGCCCAGUACUUGCCCAAGGAGCGAUACCUCUACACGACAGAGCAAUUGAUGGACCGCAUGUGUAUGACUUUGGGAGGUCGGGUGUCCGAGGAGAUCUUCUUUGGUCGCAUCACCACGGGCGCGCAAGACGAUCUGCAAAAGAUCACGCGCAUGGCCUUCGAGGUGUGCGCCAACUACGGCAUGAACUCGGCUGUCGGCCCCUUGUCGUACCGCCAGGACAACGACUCGUUCCAGAAGCCCUUCUCGGAAAAGACGGCGCAGCUGCUCGAUGACGAGGUGCGCAAGAUGGUCAACGACGCGCACAAGCGCACAACGGACCUCUUGACGGAGAAGAGGGAGCAGGUCGAGCAGGUUGCUCAGCUGUUGUUGCGAAAGGAGGUGCUGUCGAGGUGAGUCAUUUGUCGAUUAGUCUCGUUUGAACGUAUUUUUUUGCUGACCAAAGCCUCUGCGAAUGAACAACGUGCAGGGAUGACAUGAUCAAUCUGCUCGGCAGGCGGCCGUUCGAGAAGGCCGAUCCUUACGACGAGGCCAUGGGCGGUGUACCACCAUCAGGUGGAGCUCUCGCCGACAAGCCAUCCGGUGACGGGCCAUUGGGAGGCGGUAUCGAAGGCGGGCACGGUGUUCCCGUUCCUGAACCCAAGGGUAUCGAGGCUGGGUCCGAGAAGCUGCUCUGA
Microbotryum saponariae is the source of this 1498-nucleotide messenger RNA. Lineage: Eukaryota; Fungi; Basidiomycota; Microbotryomycetes; Microbotryales; Microbotryaceae. The record is from the annotation of a GenBank genome assembly.